UUAUCUCUUGUUUUCCUAAGAUGAUAGUGAUGUCCAGUUUCCUUUGAUAUUAUUUUUCCAGUGAUUUUAAUUGUUGUUUUUUACUGCCCAUCAGUGGUGAACUGCAAAUUUGUGUGCCUUUUCUUGUGCGAUGAGUCUUCAUAGUCGGAAAGGAUGUGAAAAUUCUACGCUCAGAAAAUUGUUUUUCUAAUUCUAACCUCAAAAAUUCAUUGUUUCUGUGAUUUUUUCUUGGAUGUUGGUAAGAUGAAGAAAUUAUCACUGUGCAGCUAACGCUCUGAAAAUGAAGAAACAAUUUUUCCGCGUCAAGCAGCUUGCUGAUCAGACAUUUUCUAGGGCUGGAAAGACAGAAGUCCUGUCUGAUGAUUUGCAAGCAGCUGAUCGCCGAGUUGAAUUCAUCAAAGCAGCUUGCCAAAACACCACCAAAAAGUUAGUGUCAUCGUUUCUCAGUCAAGGACAAGAUGCAGCCUCCAGAGAAAAAAGGCUUAAAAAAAGUGCCGAGUACCAGUUGGGAAUGUCGAUGUUGGAGAAUGGAUCUCUGGAGGAAGACUGCCUGCUUAGACAAAUCAUAACAGAAUGUGGAAAACUAGAAAUCCUUCUAGCAAACGCAAUGGUGGACUAUGAAACAACAGUAGAACAGUCUGUUGUGAACCCUUUACAGCUAAUUCUAGAGAAUGACCAUCCCAACAUAAUGAAGCAUAAAAGAAACCUGGCCAAAUUAAUUCUAGACAUGGAUUCUGCCAGAACUAGGUAUCAAACUGCAGUUAAGCAGCAUGCAAGCAGUGGUAAUUCAGCGGCUUCCAACAAAGCUGAUUCAAUUAAAGAUGAAUUAGAAGAUGCCGAGUUCAAGGUGGAACAGUGCAGAGAUUUACUAGCCUCAGAAAUGUUCCAGUUGAUUGCUCGUGAGGCUGAGCUAGCCAAAACAAUUCUAGAAUUUGUAAAAAUACAAAAGCACUACCAUGAAACGGCCUUAGCAACACUGGAUGAAAUGAUACCUGAAUUAGAAAAUACUAUCUCCGGUAGUUGUAUAAAACCUGUUUUUGGCUGUGCUCUUGAAGAACAUUUACGAGUAACUGAAAGGAAAAUUGCCUAUCCUAUUGAACUUUGUGUAUGUGCCUUAUUGGAAUUAGGAAUGGAAGAAGAAGGAUUAUUCAGAGUAGCUGGAGGUGCUUCUAAAGUACGUAGAAUGAAAUUAAGUCUUGACGCAAGUUGUAUGACCUUAGAAACAGCGUUAGAAUACCGUGAUCCUCAUGUGAUAGCAGGAGUUUUGAAAUCAUAUCUGAGGGAACUGCCCGAACCACUAUUAACGCAUAAAUUACACGAUCAAUGGAUGAAUGCAGCUCGAAUGCAAGGUAGCAACGAUGCUCGCCUGCAAGCUAUCUGGACUGUAGUGCAAAAACUUCCUGCUGCAAAUCAUGAUAAUCUGCGGUACAUCAUCAAGUUUUUGUCUGCCUUAACAAAGAACCAAGAGGCCAAUAAAAUGACGUCGCAGAAUAUUGCAAUUGUGAUGGCACCCAACUUAAUUUGGUCCCCUGACUCGGACGGAACCAACAUAGGACUGAACAUGAAUGUCGCAAGCUUGCACAGCAUCAUGGUUGAUUGUUUAAUAAACUAUGCAGACUGGUUCUUCCCUGGCGAAGAGGAGUUCUAUGUGACUCUGGAUGCAGGUCUCAUACCCCCGCGCACGCUUGUCAAUGGUCAUGUGCGAUCAAAUAGUGGUGAUACUCAGAUUAUAAUCACUUCAGAUUCAGUUUCCUCCAAUCCAAGCGCAGGAGCCGGUGACAUCAAGAGGUCUCGAUCUAUUGAUAGCCUUAAUGACCCCAACAGUCCACCACUAGGGAGCCCACGCCCAGCCAUGAGAAAUCGUAAAAUGAAGCCUGUGGCACCAGUUCCACCAAAUAUGCAAGCCAAAGAAUCCCAACCAAUUGUUAACCAAAGCCAAUCGUCUAGCUCUAAAGUUGAGUCGCUCUCGCAGUCAACCCUUUCACCUCCGAUUGGUUUUGAGCGCUUUCAAACCAGAGCCAUUCCGGACCCAGGCGAGUCUGAUUCACCAAAGAAGAGCAUGGAGAAAAUAGAACAAGAAAAAUCUGUAAGCGAUAACAAACAGAGUGAAAAGGCAAAAUGUGAUAUUCUAGUUGAUAGUGAUAAUAGUGAUGUAAUGACCAGAUCUCUGGAUCUGUCUGCAUUUAGUCGCAAAAACCAUGAAAUGAAUAGUACAAGCAGUAAUAACAACAAUGAGAGUAAGGCAGACUCAAAUUUGGUCUCCCGGAGUCAAAGUAUCAGAAAAUCAAGUGGACCCAAUGCUGAGGGGCCCAAAAGCUCCACAGAACUCAUCUACGGAACAUUUGAACGGAAGCGACUGUCGCGACCAACACCUGCCCCAAGAACAUCGCUGGAAACUGGAGAAGGAGCAACAAAACCCGCCAUUCCGGAACGACCAGCUGCGUUGCAGCGGCCACUGAGUUCUUCUUUUAGGAUCAUAAGGCCUGGAGAUGGCUCUGAAGGAGAGGUUUGCCUCCUUGAACGAACUCACCUCUACCAAACAGACAAACCUCUCACAGCAACUGUUCAGGACUCGACAGGAAAGAAUGAGGUGGAGAGUUCAGCGUCUAAGAAAAUAAGCAAUUAUGAGAAUGUUACUUUAAUCGGGAAUAGGCCAAGACCAGCAUCAAUGUCCAUAGCCGACAGGAAAGACAUCGAUAAACCAGACAAGCCUCCCAAACCAGAUUUACUGACGGAUAAAAGUGCACCUGCCUUGAGUCGAGCUCACUCAGAUGGAAGCUCCAUUGAUGCAGUUCCAGCUCCAGCCGGUAAAACUCCUAUGACGCGAUUUACUAGGCCUACUCCACCUCCUCCUCCGCCCCCCUCAUCCUCUGUGAAAAGAGAGGGCUCUCUGUCUGAAAGCACUGAUUUAUGACCAGGCACUGGUUGAGCCCCUCCGGAAGCUUGCUUAAUCCUCAGAUCUUAUGCUUAUUUGGUCCGGAAGUGUUUAACUAAUUGUCUCAUCCUAGCCUCACUGGCAUCUGCAAGAUACUUAUUGAAUUUCUUCUGAGGCACAUCAAUCAUUUUUUCCCCGCUAUAUUACCCAAGAUUCUAUCCUCUUUGUUUUUUUUUUUCUCUUGUAGACUCAAUUUCAGAUUAGUUGAAGUAUACUUAAGCAAAUUCCCAGCUUUUAAAAACACCGGAAAUUGGAGGCUGAUAAAUUUCGUUUUUUGAUAUUAUUGUCUAUAUUGAUGAGUUGUGAGUGCAAAAGUAUUUUAAUUUUAAGGGUCGGAAUGCAAUAAUAGGAAAGGAGUAAAACUUUUUUCAUGGGAGAGGCAGUGAACAGCUAUUACCAGGUAGCUAAUGAGUUCUAAUAGGAGCAGUAAUAACUUUCAUCUUUAUCCAACUGUUCAUGGUCUCUUGCAUGACAGGUGUUGUAGUUUUGUAGUGUCAAUUGUUAGUUUUUUAUCCACACUUUUUUCCUCUGUCCUUUCUUUCUAUUUGUUUUGUUCACUUCUAGAAUAGAAGUAGGAUUGCAAAAUUAGAUUUGUACCUUUUCUAUUGCAUUUAAGCAGGAAUGUUUCGUCUGAAAUGAAAUUGAGUCGAUCUGUCUAUUCUUUUAUUUUUGUUGACAGAGAAUAUUUAUUUCGCAAAAUCCCGCAUAUUACCAAGAAAGUUUGUCGUUUGAUUGUAGUUAUGUGAAUUUGACCGUGCAUUAAUUUUGUAGACUAGUGUUUCUGGGUUUAAGAAACUUGUGAAGCAAUUUUUUUUCUAACUGUUAUUAAUUUAUCAUGGAAACCGUUGCCUUUUAAUAUUUUUUGUUAUACUUAAUGAGUGAAUCUACAAAAAUGUGUAAAAAAUUCCUCGGCCCCUGCUCUUUUUCCCAAAAUAUCAUUAAAUGAUUUACAAAACUACUUAGGUUCAUACUUGAUUCUUUGCUGAAUAACUUGAGUGAAGGAUUUUUCACCUUGUUCGAAUUGAAAUAGAGAAAUUGACGAAGUUUGUCUACCUUUAAGUUCAGGGAUGAAUAGUACAAUUUUAUGAAAUGUGUGUGCUCAGUUUUCUUUGACAUUGCUUCCAAAGUUAAACAUUCGAGAAAUAGUUCCUUCCAAGCACCUUCUGAAACUUUUGCACCGGAACGAUAACUUUUUGUAAGAAAUUAUUUUGUGGUAAUGUACAUUGCAGAAUUUUUUAACUUCAUUUUCUUGUUCAAACCUGUAUUGUGCAAAUCUGCCCGAUUGGACGCCUUAUAGCAUAGCAUAAUAUUCAAUCCCCCUAAUAAUUAUUAUUUCUCUUGUUGUUUUUUUGGUCUGUGUUACUACAUCUACUUAAGUACCCAACGUAGUGAACAGAAUUAUCUCAAUCGUGAUUCAUAUAUCUUUACAUUGUUUGCUUAAUUUGAGUAAAAUCCGACAGUGCUAUAACUUAGCAGAAGAGCAUUUUUGAAUCUGCAUAUUAUCUUUUUUAUUGCCUCAUGUACUUAAUCGAAAAUCACCUUAAAAUUCCAUCAGGUUUCCCCAAGCUCUUUUUUUCGAACCUUAAAAAGUUAGAGUUAAUGCAUUUGAGUAAUCUAAACACUCCUCAUUGAAUUUAUGUCAAAUUUUAUUUUUUUGUAACAUCUGUAUCAAAUUUGUCAAGACAGGUUGUCAUUUAUUUUAUGAUUGCAUUGAUUUCAUACCAAAAGGCAAACUGCAUGUUGGGUAAUCUGGCCCUUCCUUGCAAUAUUUUAUUUAAUUUACUUAUUGCUUAGAUGACAAAUAUUCUCACAUAUUGUAGCAAUUAUUUCUGUCUGUCUCUCUGUAUCCCUUUCUCAUAUUAUUUUUAAAAUUAUAUAAAUUCUCGAACAGGGCCCCAAAAACCGAAGCAAAUUUAACUAUCAGGCAUUUUGAAGUUAACAUGGAUACAUAGAAGAUAUCAAUCAUGUAUUUGUUAGUGCACAUAGAUUUAUGGAGAAUACUUUUUGAAAUGUCAAGUAAUGCACUUGCUCUAAAUUUUUGGCGUAUUACUUAUCUCCGUUUUAAUUCAAACAUGGAUUUCCUCACUUUGAAUCACACAGUGCCUAGUAAAGUUCCCCUUUUUCAUUGGUUUUUCAGCAAUACAUGGCCUAAAAAUAUUUUUCUUUCUCACAAUUCUUCUCUUUAAUUUGAAUCAUAACAAAAAACUGAGCCAUGACCCCCUUGUCUUACGUGUGAUCAAUUUGAUCGCAUCACCAGACCCCCCUUCUCACUCAGUGUAUUAAAAUUAAACAACACUAGACUGCUGCCUUAUACCUCUCAGCAAGAAAUCAAUCCAAUCAAAAAAAUUUUUUUUUUAAAUUUAUAUUAGCAUAUGAUGCAUACAACCCUGUCAACUUUAUGCAGUGGACUACUUAUGUAUACAUUUCCAAUUUUUAUUAUUACCAUAAAUUAUUUUUGUGAUCAUUCAAAACUAUUACUUUUUUAAAUUUUGCCAUGGAAAUGAAACUGAAAUGAUUCAAAGGAUGCAAUGCUAUUUAAACGUAAAAAUGUGCGUUUUUAAAAUUUUUCUCGGUGCUGUCCACUUCUCAAUUUUGUGUAUGUUAAUGAUUAGAUGAUUGAGUUUCUCCUUCCUUUUUUCUGAAAUAUCGCUUGUCCAGGAAAUUGCCAGGCAAUUAAUAAUGUUAAGGUUAAUUUUCAGAAUUGUUCAAAAUCUGUUGAGAAAAUUGCCUCUCUUAUAAUAAAACCACCUUGCCCUUGUAAAUCCUUCAGUCAUGGGUGUACUUGUAUCGAGAUCUAUCAAUAUAAUUUUUUGCUCUUUUAUAAUGCACUUCUAGGAACCAAAUUGACAAGGAUAUUAAUAGUGGAGACAUAUAUUUUUCUGAAGGCGUUGGUUAAACUGCUCAAAAUAUGAAGUAGCUAAGAUUAGCACUUGUUCAAAUUUGAUUUUUAGACUUUUUAAGUCUUUAAAGAUAACCCAGUUUCAUCUGAAUUAAUUUAGCUGUAGCUCGAUGUAUUCAGGAAUAUGAACUGAAUGCAAAGGUUAAAAGUUACGACAGUUCAUUGUCUGAUAUUUGCUCUUCGACUGGAAUUUUCUCAAGCCUUUAAGUCUUAAAUAUGGCUCGCUAUGUAUGGCUCAGAAUUUGAGUAGUAGGACCUUCUAACACAUAUUGCAAUGUAUCUAUUGUUCGGCAUCAUUCUUUUAUUUGUAAGGUACUAAAAAGCAUUGUUUUUAUUAGGAAGUAAUCAGAACAUUAUUUUUAUUUUAAUUUCAGAAAUCACCCUGUUGUUAAAAACCUUGAACUUUUUUUAUGAAAUAUAGGCAUUUAAUUGUUUUUUAAA
Bemisia tabaci is the source of this 6275-nucleotide messenger RNA. RefSeq names its product rho GTPase-activating protein 44. The record is from RefSeq and is a predicted model, not a curated record. Gene Ontology annotation, biological process: regulation of actin cytoskeleton organization; signal transduction; regulation of Rac protein signal transduction. Gene Ontology annotation, molecular function: GTPase activator activity; protein binding. Lineage: Eukaryota; Metazoa; Arthropoda; Insecta; Hemiptera; Aleyrodidae. Gene Ontology annotation, cellular component: cytoplasm; intracellular anatomical structure.